GCAUUAGAAGUGCAAUACGGCUCUCCCAAUGUGCUCCUGAUCGGUGCAGUCGCGCUCUUUAUCAGUUUGUCCACAAUCGCAUUGUUGCUUGUGGCCUGCUUCUGGUGGGUCGGAGGUUUUGAUCGCCCUGUAGAACACUCCGCGGAGACGGAAAACGAGGAGGACGGGGUAAACACGGGUGACAAUGAGAGCGGUGAUACACAUCCGGUCGGACGAACAGGCUUCACCAGACGUGCAGACCAGUUACCUCACGAGGCCGGAGACGAUGGCGGGGCACAUCGUUCGCGCAAACCAAAACAUGACUAA
Echinostoma caproni is the source of this 306-nucleotide messenger RNA. NCBI's taxonomy places the organism in Eukaryota, Metazoa, Platyhelminthes, Trematoda, Plagiorchiida, Echinostomatidae. The record is from the annotation of a GenBank genome assembly.